UAAAUUUCAAGGCUUACGGCCAUGUGUUUCAAGUGUUUGUUGGGGGGAAGGGAGGUCUAUGAAACUUGGCCAGAGGGUGUGUGGGCAAGUUAUGAUUGAAUUUCGAGCUGCUUUUGUGGGCCCCUAGUUUGUCUGUCCACUAACAUGAGUAGUUGCUUCUAAUGGGAAAAGUUUUAGCCCAACAAAAGGAUGGUGCGAAGAAUCGGGAUUUUCAGAGAGCCCUUGAAAGUCCAUGUGUAGUGGUUAACUUUAGGUGGAAAAAUGUUAGCGCAGGUAGUUGGAGUCAGACCAUAUUUUACGUUAAUAUACUUCUCACUAUAUCCUUACGGCUUCUUGGGAAAAAAUACUACAAAAAAUAUAGUAUUUAAAUUCCUUUCAAAUGCCAGAAUAUCAACUUUCAACUUUAUAAGCAUUUCUUUCAAAGGCAACUACCUACUUUUUGUAGGUUUAUUUAAUUUGACUUUCAGUUGACAUUUGGCCGACAUCACUAUAAACAAUGUCGUCGAACAGCACAGAACACCUGGUCGAAUUUCAACGUCUGUGGGAGAUCUUAAAGAAUCUGCAGAAUCUCGAAUUUCUUUACCUAAGCUCGGACAAUCUGCAGGAUGCCGAUGUCAAUGUGGCGGAACGAGCUCGCCGGCUGAAUUUGCUCAGAGGCCAUCUAAUGUAUUUCAAUGAUGAACGCCUUCGCAUCCUGGUACAGUUACGCCAGAAUUUGGCCCAACGCGCUGCCAUGGAGCUAAAUAGUACGAUGUCCCUAAGACAAGAAAUGUUCGAUCUGAGCAACGGACUAUACGAACUAAGCGAUAGGAUGAGCAGUACGUCCGAUGACCAUAACUGUCCCAUUUGUCUUUCGCCAUGGACAUCGCAGGGCAGCCAUCGUGUGGUUUCAUUGCGUUGCGGUCAUCUGUUUGGGAGCCACUGUAUAAAAACUGCCAUCCGGAGGUCACGUCGUUGCCCGAUCUGUAGGCGUCGGGCUCGUUUAAGCGAUGUUCGCAGGAUUUACGGUCGAUGUUAUUCUAUGUAAUAUUGGUGUUCUCUAUAUGCGAAGUUUUACACUUUUUCUUUACUUUGCAAAAUUAUUUAUUUUUACCAAAUUUACGAUUUCAAGUGGUUUGGGGGCAUUUAACCCACACGACAUUUGGAUUGCUCUCAACUUUGUUCUAAAACUGUUAAUAUUAUUGAAUUUAAUUUAUGUAUAAAUACAAAACUAAACAGUAAAGCAGAAUUAGUGUUAAUUAGUGUUACGGGUAAAAUACUUAUUAAGGCGUUUUGCUUAAGAUUAUAGAAUUCAGGCGUGCUCAACGGCUCGCUUUUCUAAAUGCUCUCUUCAUAUGGGUUUGCUCUCCCAUAAGCCUUGAGCACUCGCCGUUCUCUUCCGCUCUUCCAUUAACACUUUUUAGUUUUCUUAUUUCCGUCUCACUCCGUCGCUAACUGUAAUAUAUUUUGUUCUUCUUUUUAGUUCGAUCUUCGAGUACUUGCACUGGGAUUCAUUCCUUAUGACUUCGGUUUCUGCUUUUAGA
Messenger RNA from Drosophila eugracilis, 1523 nucleotides. RefSeq names its product putative RING-H2 finger protein ATL21A. The transcript has a single exon. The record is from RefSeq and is a predicted model, not a curated record. Gene Ontology annotation, biological process: interstrand cross-link repair; protein ubiquitination. The coding region runs from base 497 to 1027 and encodes 176 amino acids. Gene Ontology annotation, cellular component: nucleus. Lineage: Eukaryota; Metazoa; Arthropoda; Insecta; Diptera; Drosophilidae. Gene Ontology annotation, molecular function: ubiquitin protein ligase activity.